GCAUUCCCAUCGCAACAAGCCGCAGGCUCCGGCGAACCCAACCCUAGUCCGGUAAUCCCCCGACGCCGCCCGCCGCCGCGCAUCCUGCCCGCACCCUUGCCUCUGCGACGCCGCGCCGCGGACUUACGGUCCUCGGCGUGCCCCCCACCCUCACCCCCUCGCCCGUUGGCCCCCGGCGCCUAGCCAUCUCCGGCGGCCAGUCCGGCUGCGGCUCGGCGCACCCACGAGAAGAAACUGACUCUGCCUCGGCGGCUCGGCCCCCUCCAGGAGUCCAGGUCAUCAUUGGUUUUUAAAAUGGCCACAGAAGAUAUUUCUCAAAUUUCUGGCAGUUUUGACUCAACAACAAUGCCAUUACUAGAACAGCUUGCUGAAGUAUUUGGCAGGCUGAAAUCUCACACAGAAACAUCGCUGCAAUUACAAAAUGGCAUCAACUGGGAAAAUAUCAAAGAACAUUUCCUGAACCUUGAGAAGUCGUACAAAAGCAAGUGUGAUGAACUGGAAGAGAAGCAGAGGGCAUUAGAUGAAAAGAAAGCUGAAGGCUGUAGGCUGAUUGCAGAGAAAGAAGCUAAUGUUUCUGCGAAAGAGCAUGCUUUCCUGAACCAACUUCAGGAGCUAAGGGACACUGCUGUCUCUGCCCUAGCAGAGGCACGACAAACAUAUAAGGUGGAGCUUGCUGAUAUACUUGAUUCCAAUGGAAGCAAAGAUAAAAAGGUAAGAACCUCAACCAACGACAUGAAUGCAUCCUGUGCUUCAGAGGAGAAUACAGCUGCUAGUGGGCUGGGUGAACCAUCUGAAGCUUCACCUGUCGAGGUUAAACCACGCCCUGUGUUGAAGCAACUAUGUGAGCAAAUGGAUACAGCAGGCCUUCUGAAAUUUCUUUCAGAAAAUUGGAAAAAACUUUCUAGCCUUCGUGAUGAACUUUCUGCUGCACUACGAUGUGCCACUGACCCUGCCCGCUUUGUGCUUGGUUCCUUGGAGGGUUUCUUCCCAUCUGACCAAACUAGUUCACCUGGGAAUAAACAAAAUGCUCUCCAGGGCCAGCGCAGAAGCUGCAUUAUUUUGAUGGAAGCUAUAACACCUGCACUAGCUAUGAAGGAGUCAGGUGACAAUCACUCUUGGAGCUCUGAAAUUAAGGAGCUGGCCAAGGCAAUUGCAGAGGAGUGGAAGAGUAAGUUAGCUGAGGUUGACCUUGAUGCUUCCGAUGGCUACUCAUUGGAAGCACAGGCAUUCCUGCAGCUUCUUACAACUUUUAAUGUUGAUUCAGUGCUUGACGAGGAUGAACUAUGCAAGAUCGUAGUUGCUGUCUCUCGUCGCAAGCAGACUGCUGAGCUUUGUCGCUCCCUUGGUCUUAAUGAGAGAAUACCAGAUAUUAUCACGGACUUGGUUAAUAGACACAGGCAGAUUGAUGCUGUUCAAUUUAUACAUGUCUUUGGACUUUCUGAGAGCUUUCCUCCUGCACCUCUGCUGAAGGCAUAUGUAGAGGAGUUAAAAGAUUCACUUGGGAAUAAUGGAGAUGCAAAUGCGGCUUCUCUAAAGGAUGACCCAAAGACUCGGGAACUGCUCGCAUUGAGGGCUGUAAUAAAAUGCAUUGAAGAGUAUAAGCUUCAGAAGGACUAUCCACUUGGACCUCUCCAGAAGCGUGUCGCUGAGCUAAAAUCUAAGGGCGAGAAAAGGCCUAUAGUUGAAGCUGGGCGGCAUAAUGCAAAGAAGCCUCGUACUUUUGGCAAUCCAGCUGCUCGCAGGCCACCCAAUUCUGUUGGUUCAGCUGGUCGCAGGUCAGCAGGCCCGGCUAAUACUUGGCAGCGGCCCCCUCCACCAAUGCCUUCCUAUGAUAGAUAUGGACCUGCGGACCGGUACCAUUACACUGCACCCUCUGCAUCAUACGAUCCUCCUGCCUAUGCUUCUUACAGUGAAGCAUACGGUGGCACAAAACCAUAUCAGUACACACCGGGCUCAGUUGCAGCUGCAUCAUACAGCCCAAAUCAGUUUAAAGUAGCAUAUGGUGGCCCUGGUGCGCCGCCACCGGCUGGCGGCUACGCAAGUUACAAUGACGCAGCAGGGCAGUCUAGUUCGAGCUAUACGGGUUACGCAGGUUCUGGUUACCACCCUUCGCAACCAAGGUUAUAAUUUGCAUUGCUAUGCAACGGCUACGCUGGUUAUGGUACGCACGAUCUGGCUACCAAGGUCCUUCAGAUCCAGAUGUAACUUUUAGAUAUUCUCGUAGUGGAUUUUGUAGCUGUAACUGGUGUAGAGUUUCCAAGGCUGGUCGUGUGAGAUGCCAGUCAAGUUUAGAGACAUUUUUGUCCUGCUAAAUGUAUCCUUGUACCUAACCUGUUUGAAUAUUCUCCAUGCCCAGUCUGCUGUGAGUAACAACUACUAAGAUUUGUCACCUCAUGCAUCCUCAUCUUUUCGCUUC
Oryza brachyantha (malo sina) is the source of this 2416-nucleotide messenger RNA. RefSeq names its product FRIGIDA-like protein 3. The transcript is spliced from 4 exons. The record is from RefSeq and is a predicted model, not a curated record. The coding region runs from base 295 to 2127 and encodes 610 amino acids. NCBI's taxonomy places the organism in Eukaryota, Viridiplantae, Streptophyta, Magnoliopsida, Poales, Poaceae.